AAAAAAAAAAGAAUUCUCUCCCGCCAAGGUUUUUAUCCACAUCCAAACACCCACAUUCAUUUUUUCCUCUCGGCUAGUUCGAUUCAGACAGUGACUUUUGUGGUAGCUGGCUUAAAUUGCAGGAAAGCUGAGCUACCAUGAAAGAUGCUACACAGGGGAACAAAAGGGCAAUCAAGGUUCCUAGAGAUUGCAGAUCAAAUAUAUCUAGUCCCGGAGCCAACAAAGUGAGAAAAACUGGUGGGCAAAGUCCCAAAAUUAUAGGGCAAGAUGAAUGUUUUUUGAUAAAAAAAGAUGAACAUUCCUUACCUUGUUCUGCGGUCGAUAGAACACAAAUGGAGUCAUCUGCUGUAAUUGGGCUUCAUCCACUACAAGAACUUCUUCCACUUACAAAAAUCAAGUUGCAGCUUUUCCCUAUAGAUGAAGGCACUCGCAUUGGAUUAGAAAAGGAUGGUCAUCAUCCAUACUUGGAACUCACUCUCAGAGCUAAGAAAAAGAUUUCUUCUGUGCUCAAGCGUGUCAAUAGCAAGUGGGGGAGUUCAAAAGUUGCUCUUGGUGAGCCAAUGUUAUUCCCUUACGAUAUACAUGGCGAUAUUUCUGGCUGCAGAAGUUGGACAAUGAAAGAUAGUGACAUCAGUGCAAGGGAUGUCUAUGCAUCUAUUGGAAGCCCUGCAACUUUUCGCUUAAGGUAUGGCUGGUUCUCAAAUUCUGAACCCAAAACAUUUGAAGAGCCCUCUACAACAUCAACUUCUUGCAAUAUUUGUUUACAAUCUGGAGAUGCAAAGAAGGAUUGUAACUGCGACAUGAAAAAGGGUGAUAAUGAGGAGAUGCAAAUUGUGACAUGUGAAGAAUUCAAAUUGAUCAAUGAUGAUGCACUGAGGACCGAUAGUCAACCUGGACAACCACAACCAGUAGCACAUUGGCUCGAUGAUCUAACUAAUACAAGCAUUGGAGCUUUCCUGUCUGAUGCAUCCUUACAGGCUAAAUUCAACAGCUGUGAACCAAAGUCAACGGAAAAUGGUACUUGCUUGCAGCCUGACCAAAUAAACUUCAAUUCAAAGUUACUGGCGUCCUGGGCUGAUUGUCUAACUAAUAUAAGCAUUGGAGGCCUCUUGUCCGAAGUAUCCUUACAGGGAAAGUUCAAUAACGGUGCAAAAUCUGCUGGGAGUAAUGCAGACUUGCAGUCGACUCCCAUAAUUUCUGAUUCACUUGAUGCUUUUUUUUCUGCCCAAACUGGUUGUCCUCAAGGUCCAAAGCUACCUACUCACAUGUCACACUCAUCUAUUCUGGAUGCUGAAGAGACAUGUCAUGCGUUCCCUGUCCAAAGACUAUCUUCUUCAGGCAAAAGGGUUUCAGCUAUCAGUGGAAGUUCUGGAGGCUGUAGCCAGGAUGCUGGGUCCAAACCAUCCAGAUCUCCCAAAACGGAUGAGAUCGAUUCUCAAGCUAGGGUUCUAGAAGAUCAGGCAUGUCAAGAGGCUCAGACCGAUCUCGUUCUCGCUUCAAGAACAUGUAAUGAUGAAAGCAGCCUUGGGCUCUUGGGCAUCAAAUGGAACGACUCUUUGGGACCUUUUGAUCUCGGCCUACCUGCUUCAAGAAAGCUUGUUAAUGGUGGAUUCAUUAAGUAGCGAUUGGAAACUGAAAAGUUACUCGAUUCCGGUAAUUAGAUUACAUGUAAAUUCAGGAAACCAAAAAUAUAAAAGAGGGGGAGAAAAAAAAAAAUAGAACUUGACUCUGAUUUCUGUAACUAUGAAAAAGCAAUUUGGUUUUGGGGAACUUUGCAGUAUCUUGGUGACAGAGUAAACAAGACUGGUUACUUUAGGUUCAAUUUAAGUAACGUCAUUCAAUUAGUAGUGUAACUUCCAAUUGGACGUGUAUAUUCAGGAAAGCUUUUUUUUCCCCCCUCUUUGCAGUUUGCAGGUUGAAA
Messenger RNA from Morus notabilis, 1921 nucleotides. RefSeq names its product TSL-kinase interacting protein 1. Gene Ontology annotation, cellular component: nucleus. Gene Ontology annotation, molecular function: chromatin binding. The record is from RefSeq and is a predicted model, not a curated record. Gene Ontology annotation, biological process: pattern specification process. Lineage: Eukaryota; Viridiplantae; Streptophyta; Magnoliopsida; Rosales; Moraceae. The transcript has 8 exons. The coding region runs from base 138 to 1622 and encodes 494 amino acids.